AUGCCAACUCAAGUUCAUCAAGAACCGGCUCGCUUUUUCCCUCUUGUGCUCGUGGUCACCGCAUUGAAGUGGAACGUUUUCGAACAAGUACACUUCAUGUGGGUGAUUCCAAUUGCUUUCUUUUUCGGUGUCGUUUUCCCUUUGGUUCGGUGGGGGCUUUCGCGUCCCAACAAUCGGUCGACUCACGUCCCGAUUGCUAGCAUUGCUGACUGCUCGGCCGGCGUGCCGUUGCGGGCGGCUCGAGAGAAGGUAAGUGAUUCGACACAGGUGCCUCCUAGCCCUGUUGUCUUGGCUAAUCGUCAACCCUGGGUAGCUCCAGUGGUUCCAUGCAAGGCGCAAGCCUGCGAGUAUCCUGGUAUGUUGUUUUCUUCACGACCAGUAGCACAAGUGCGUCGUCAUGGCAACAUGUCGGCCUUGGAGGGUGAUGCGGUUAUCAACCCAUCAUCAGCUGUGGAUCUUUUUAAGCCAUCCAAGCAAGUUACAAGCACACGGUCACCACCAAAGUUGCUUCGAGGAAUGGCUAUGCAUAAAGCCAUGCAGCAUGUGUACGGCUUACCGUCACCAACGUCUACUACUACUACAGCAGCAGCAACAACAUCAUCAUCAACAACAUCUGCAUCAUCGUCAUCAUCAUCAACAUCUACAUCUUCUUCAUCUGCAUCUUCAUCAUUGGCAUCUGUAUCAUCAUCAUCAUCAUCCACAUCAUCUGCAUCUUCAUCAUCUUCAUCAUCUUCAUCAUCAUCAUCAUCCGCAUCAUCAUCAUCAUCAUCAUCAUCAUCAUCAUCAUCAUCCAUUGACGAGCUUUGCGAAGCUCUCGACAAGCUCGACAUUUACGAGCCAGACACCGUUCUGCCGGAUGCUGUUCCUGGAACUCCUGAACCACGAGAAGUUGGAGAGAAUGAGGACGUAAGUGCCUCGGAACCACAAGUGCAAGACUUGGAAGAUGUCACGAUGGGAUCGCCAUCACCUUCACCACCACCACAAUCGCCAUCGCCACCACCACCACCACCACCACCACCACCGCUUUUUUAUACCCAGGCGAUCCCACCACCACCAUUGCCACCACCACCACCACCACCCAUCAUUUAUCCGGAAGCAACACCGGAAGUAGUAGUAGCAGCAAUAGUCGUAGCAGCAUCAUCAGCACCAGCGGCAUCAGCAAUACCUGUUGCAUCUAGCACAGGUAGCAGCAACAACAACAACCGCCAACGGUUACAGUUCCGAAGACCGGCAUUUCGGCCUCGAAGUCGUCUAAGGACGCAGAGAACAAGUGGGGAGCCACCACCACCACUUCCAAGACCACCACCAUCACCGUUAAUAUCACCACCAUUAAUACCGCCACCACCACCACCACCACAACCAUCAUCAUCGUCACCAACACCAACACCAUCAUCAUUACUAUCAUCAUUAUCAGCAUUAGCAUCAUCAUCAUCAUCAUCACCGCCACCAUCAUCAUCACCGCCGACAUCAUCAUCACCGCCACCAUCAUCAUCACCACUGCCAUCGUCAUUUUUGGACUUUUUGUUAUCACCAUCAAUACCGCCAUCAUACUUACCAUCAUCAUCAUCAUCACCACCGCCACCAUUAUUAUCAUCAUUACCACCGCCACUACUACCACCACCAUCACCAUCAUCAUCCGCAUUGCCGUCAUCGGCAGAAGAUCAGCCAGCACCACCAUCAUCCAUAUUGAACGAAUACGCGGCUGAAGUUGAUGCCUUCAUUGGUGGGGAUGAUAUCCUCGGAGAGAUCUUGGGCUUUGACGAAGACCCAUACGAUGCAUUAGUCUUUGAUUAA
This is a messenger RNA of Lichtheimia ornata, 1794 nucleotides long. RefSeq lists its product as uncharacterized. The coding region runs from base 1 to 1794 and encodes 597 amino acids. The transcript is spliced from 4 exons. The record is from RefSeq and is a predicted model, not a curated record. NCBI's taxonomy places the organism in Eukaryota, Fungi, Mucoromycota, Mucoromycetes, Mucorales, Lichtheimiaceae.